Messenger RNA from Zophobas morio, 1907 nucleotides. RefSeq lists its product as uncharacterized. NCBI's taxonomy places the organism in Eukaryota, Metazoa, Arthropoda, Insecta, Coleoptera, Tenebrionidae. The record is from RefSeq and is a predicted model, not a curated record. The coding region runs from base 998 to 1810 and encodes 270 amino acids. The transcript is spliced from 20 exons. Gene Ontology annotation, biological process: biosynthetic process. Gene Ontology annotation, molecular function: pyridoxal phosphate binding; L-2-aminoadipate:2-oxoglutarate transaminase activity.
CUGCCAAGCACACUUUCUCUUGCAAAUACUUACAUAUCACCUUCCACAGUCUUUGUCCUUGUUUAAAAGAAAUCGACGUUGGUCUCCUACUUUACUCCAGGGUGUGCAAGCAGAGUUUGAAUGUUGAUUCUUGUCCCUACCGAAUAUCCAUAAAUACCUGAGACGAAUACACUAAUUUAAAACCCUGGUAAAAUACCAGAGAGUCGUUCUAAGUUCUUAUAAGGAUGACACGUAACCGGCCUUCUGGUGGGCUUGUCAAUUUAUUAGAAUUUUUAUUUUUUAACUAAAGAUAAAGAAAAUAGCAGCCAAUCCUGAUACUAGACCAUGACGGAAGUUCAGCGGCAAGUUUUUCCAAAUGGGAAUGCAUCUUUAAUAAAACUGACCGAAUCUUGUGGGAAUCACUGUGUGGUGGGGAUGAGCAGCUGCGUCAAAUACCAAUUAAAUUAAUUCCCUGCCGUUUUCAUUUAUAAGGAUUUUCAUGGAAAUUGCAAGUCGAGAGCUCUGGGCGUUCUUUUUUACUGUACAGCUCCUUUCCACGUGUAUAUACGUGGAAGCAUUCAUCCUAAUACAGCCCCUUUUCGUGCUUGCUUUUAUUCUAGUAUAUAGGUUGUCCUGUGCGUUCUGUUGCUUACCGUUUUAAGUUGAUUAUGUACAUAGUAGGGGGCAAUUGAUUUUGAAGAGUUGACUUCUGUUUAUUAAUAAAAAGCACUUUGUAUAGCCAUGUUAAAGGUAGCAGGGUGGAGUCUUUCGUGGCUAUAACAUGAUAACCCCAACAACGAAAAAGGAAAAAAAGAAAAAAGUAUCAUGAAUCUUCUGGUUUUCUAGGGGGAGUACUUGGCUAGCCUUUGGUCACCCAUAGUAGUACUAACCAGGUUCCUGGAAAUUUAACUUUUCAGGGCGGAGGAACUGAAGAGCUUUUUGCCAGUGCACUCCCCACUUAUUUUGCUUCCAGUGUGCCGCUGACCUUUCAGGCUGUCGAAUUUAAGUUUUUUUUUUAAUGCCCUAUACAUCUGCGUGGAGGAGAGCAGAAUCUAGCAAAAAAAUAGAUUACGCUGUGGGCCAACCAAGUAAAGAAUUACUAAAAAACUCACUUACACUUGUGGAAAGUGCCUUCAAAAAUCUUUGUAAUGAAGUUGCUCUCGGAAAAUACGAUUAUAGAUACAUCUUGCAAUACGGGGACAACGCUGGCAAUCAGGACUUCCUUGAAGAGCUCGCUAAAUUUUUAAGUUUUGAGUACUCUUUAAGAGUUAGCCCCGAGCAUUUAUUCGUUACAAACGGCUCGUCUUCAGGUCUAGAACUCUGCUGUAAUAUAUUACUCGGAAGUAAUAAGUUGGUUUUUGUUGAGGACCCCACAUAUUUCUUGGCUAUGAACACUUUUAAAGACCACAAUGCUACGCUCGUUAAGGUGGACACCGAUGAAAACGGUUUAAUGAUCGACAAUUUGAUAUUAAAGAUUACUAAAUAUGGAAAACCUGCCUUCCUUUACGUCAUUCCAACUUUUAGUAAUCCUACGGGCGCUACGCUCUCAGACUCGCGUAGGCGGGAACUUCUGGCCAUUUGUUCUAAAAAUGACAUAAUAAUAGUUAGCGACGAUGUUUACCAGCUUCUAUGGUUUGAGGAAAAGCCUCCUCUUCCUUUAGUUUUAUAUUCAAAUCGUCACGUGGUUUCCUUGGGAUCUUUCAGUAAAAUUCUAGCGCCAGGACUAAGAUUGGGAUGGAUUCAGUCUCAUCCAAGCAUUAUUAAGAAACUCUGCGAGAGAGGAUUUAUACAAAGCCAAGGAAAAUCUUUUUUUAUUAUUAAAGUUGUAUGAAUCCAUUCGCUUCUUCUGUCGUUCUUCAACUUUUAAAAAAAAGAAAGGUUCCUCUUACUAUUGUCAUAUAUGAAUGCAAGGACAACUAUACGAAUAG